Messenger RNA from Lottia gigantea (owl limpet), 1087 nucleotides. RefSeq lists its product as hypothetical. The annotation marks the transcript as partial. The transcript has 9 exons. Lineage: Eukaryota; Metazoa; Mollusca; Gastropoda; Lottiidae. Gene Ontology annotation, molecular function: zinc ion binding. The record is from RefSeq and is a predicted model, not a curated record.
GUAUUUUGUUGGUUGUAUGGGAUAUCCUGAUUGUAAAAAUGUAAUAUGGUUGCCUGAUUUUAUAUUAGAAGCCAGUGUAGAGGAGUCAGUUUGUGAUAAGUGUACCAAUGUAAAUAAAAUGAAGUUUAAAUAUAAAAGAGGAUCAGUGCCUCCAAUGAUACAAGUAGAAGAUAGUAUAUGUAUUGGUGGAUGUGAUGAAAUGGUCAAUGAAGUCUUUAAUAUUUCUAAAUUUAUUAAUCAAGGUGCUAAUAAUGGUGGAAACAGUAGACCACCAACACAAAAUAGUAGAACUCAGAAUAAUAGACAUCAUAAUAAUCAAAACACAGUGCCUUAUCAGAACAAUAGACCUCACCAAACAACUGUGCCUUUUCAGAACAAUAGAUCUCAAAAUACAGUGCCUCAUCAAAACAAUAAACUUCAAAACACAAUGCCUUAUCAGAACAAUAGACCUCAAAAUCAAAAUGGUGAUUACCCAGUUCAGAAUGGAAGAGCACCAUUAAACAAUAGAGAUAAUAGUUUUAAUAAUGGUAGAGAUGAUUGUAAUACAGGUAGUACUACUAUUGUCUGUAAUUGUGGCGAAGAUGGAUUGUUAUUAACUGUCAGAAAAGAUGGACCGAAUCAAGGUCGUCAGUUUUAUAAAUGUAGUAAACCCCAAGGUACUGGGUGUAAUUUCUUUCUAUGGGCAGAUGAGAACAAUCCUAAUAACAAUUCAAGUAAUAAUUUUACACAUAGGAAUGAUGGAAAUAUCAAUCAAACUAGUUUUAAUAGACAAGUUAAUAAUACAGAUAAUGUUCAGUGUAACUGUAAUGUUGAAGCUAGAAGUUUAGUAGUACAGAAAGAAGGACCAAACAAAGGCAAAUCAUUCUAUGGUUGUCCUAAGCCUAGAAAUGAAGGAUGUGGAUUUUUUCAAUGGGCUGAUCAACCUCCUGGGAAUGGUGGGGGUGGCACAGGCUGGACAAAUAAUGGUAGUACAUAUAAAAACAAACAACAGGGUGGGGCUGGACCCCAAGAUGGUGCUACUAAGAAACGGAAAUGUGGAAUAUGUCAUGUUGAAGGUCAUACAAGAAAAACAUGUCCUCAAAGAUAA